AUGAACGAGGAAUCGACUAGGUCGUCGACAACGAAUUCGCAAGGAGAACUGGUGACUCCGCGAGACACGUGGGGCCGGAAGAUCACGACGCCGACAGAUAGAUGGUACCUGGUGUACAUAAUAUUCACAAUGCACGGGAUGGGAAUGCUCAUGUCGUGGAACAUGUUCAUCACGAUCGCACCGCAGUACUACCACGACUACAUGUUCAACAACACCGACUAUCAAAACAGUUUCAUGUCGAUCAUCGGAGUCACUUCACAGAUUCCCAACGUCGGCAUUAUGAUCGUCAAUACGAUCGUUGUCAUGGUGUGAGUCGGAUUUUCGGGGUCCCGCCGAGGGGUUGACGAGUCGUUUGAUACCCAUAUUGUCUAGGUUUGUGUUGUGCGGAAUUCCGACUUCCGAGAGCUCAAACUUCUCGAACCUAAACAAUACACGGUCUCCCAGGGCGCUAAUGCUAAACACAGUGCGCUCGUAAAUUGCGGAGUGUCGUUGUAACUUUUGAAAAUUUGCAGGUCUAAAAAUCCAGUUCAAUUCGAGUUUACGACCUUUAUUUCUAUCUUUUUGACUUGAAAAACGUCUAGAAAACAAUAUUUUACUGAUUGGAAACCGUUCUUUACAGAAUUUAGAGUUUUUCAUGUUUUAGCAUCUUUUUCGCAUUUUGUGAAAACUUCAAACCUUUAUAUUUCAGCUCAUUUUGCAUUUUAUGAGUAUUGGAUCUUUUGACGUAAAAAAACGAAAAAAACGGAAAACAAUCAUUUUUUUCACAGCCUGAAUAACCCCAUUAGUUUUCUUGAGUAGUUUUCAAAAACUAUACGAAAAACAUCAAAAUCCAGGCAAAAACCUUCAAAUCAAAAUAACACGGCUAAUUCUCAACGAUAUGUGAGAUUUCUGUUACCAAAACGUAGCUCGUGCUCUAAUUAUUCGAAUCCAGGUUCCAGGCGUACAAAAUAAUAGGUGUAUUGUACAGAAAACAUGGAAAGAACGCGAACUCCCGUUGAAAAUUAAUUAAUCGGCCGCCGCGUAAAUCGACACAGCCCGCCUGUUGCAAGUGCGCCCCAUUGAAUUCAUUCGCGCCUUGGGAGACCGUGCAAUAUGGGUAUCAAAAGAGUGCAAACAUCCUGAAAAAACCCAAAAAUCGCAGAGGAUUCAUGAUGCUCCGCGUGGUGAUUCCCCUCAUCGUCAACUGUUUUCUCAUCGCCGUCAUCGUCGUGCUGGCCAUCUUUGUGACGCCCUCCCCGGACACUGUCACCUGGUUUUACGUCGUCACCCUCGUUAUCAUAAUGUCGAUGAAUUUGGCGAAUGGAAUCUAUCAGAAUUCAGUGUACGGAAUCGUCGCCGAUUUUCCCGACAACUACAUCAAUUCGCUGGUGAUUGGCAACAAUUUGUGCGGUGUUUUCACCUCUGUCUUGAGCAUUUUGACCCUCCUCAGUUAGUUUUGAUUGAAUUUGGAGUCUCGAGAAUGUUCAAUUCACUUACAGUCUCCCCGAAUGACAUCGAACUGAACGCAUUGUUGUACUUUAGCAUUUCUUUGGCUUUCAUGAUCAUUUGUCUAUUAUCCCUCUACUUUUUAGUCAGAUUGGUAAGUCAAAAGUCGACUUAUAAAUGAGAAAACUUAAAAACGUUUCAGCCAUUUUACCAGUAUCACAUUGCGAAAGGAGUGGAGGCCCGCGCCGAAGAGACUGUCGAUAAUCCGUCUUUGAGGCAAUAUUGGGAGUGCGUUCGAUUGGUACGAUCUUAUUUUUUUCAAAAAUUUACACAUUUUCAGUUAGUUGUUCAGCGGUUAACCGAAGAAAUGUGAAAAUAUUGGAACGCCCACGCGUUAUUGAGAAAAAUGAUUAACUGAAAAGUUGUAAGGCUUGGAAUUAUCUUCAACUUCAUUCUUUUGAAAAUUCAAAAAAUUUCAAAAAUGACCGAGAUACACUUGAUCAACGUUGACUAUUUCAGUGCUGGGUGCAAUUAUUCAACAACUUCUACGUCUACUUCGUCUCUCUAAUCAUCUUCCCCGCAAUGAUGACUGACAGUGUCUACUCGGACCCCGCGCACGGAAAAACUUCCGUUUUUGGAGGUAUCUCUUCAAUUAUUUGCCGAGUUCUACGAUAUUUGAGUACAGACAACCUCUUCUAUCCGAUUUGCACAUUCCUCAACUUUAAUUUGUUCGCCUGGAUCGGAUCCUCACUCGCCAAUUACGUACAGUUUGUGAGUUGACGGGGCAUUGAAUUGGAAAACCUCAAAAAGAUUGUAGCCGUCCGCCAAGUACCUAUGGAUCGGAGUGGUGCUCCGGACCAUCUUCAUUCCCUUUUAUUUGUUCUGCAACUAUCGUCCGGACACUCGAAGAUGGCCGGUUUUGUUCGAAAACGAGUGGUGGUUCACAAUUGGAUGCACCGUAAUGGCCACCACUUGCGGCUACAUGAGCAGUCUCGCCUUGAUCUACACGCCCGGGUGAGUACUGCAGGAUUACUCUAUCUGAGGGGUACGUAUUUGCAGUGAAGUACCAGCGAGAUACCAGAAACUGAGUGGAAUGCUCGCCUCGAUCUUCCUGAUGCUCGGAAUUUUGGCAGGAGUGGCGAGUACCCCGAUCGCCGCGUGGGCGGUCGAAAACAUUGGAUCUGUUAGGAAUGCUACGGUGUAA
Caenorhabditis sp. 36 PRJEB53466 is the source of this 2629-nucleotide messenger RNA. The record is from the annotation of a GenBank genome assembly. Lineage: Eukaryota; Metazoa; Nematoda; Chromadorea; Rhabditida; Rhabditidae.